CAACAACAACAACAACAACUGCAACCGGAAGCAUUAUAUUCAUAUCCGAUAGACAAUCAUCAUCAUCAUCAUCAUCAUCAUCAUCAUAAUCAUCGACAUCAAUCAUUACAACAGGAACAUUAUUAUCAAUCAUUCGAUAAUAAUAAUGAUAAUGAUAAUGGACAGAAUGAAAUACUUGAUGGAUGGUUAGCUAUCGGUAAUUGUCGUGGAGUUGUCGGUGUUAGCUAUACAACAAUCGAUUCAUUAAAAAUACAGAAUUUUAAAAGACAAAUCAAUAAUAAUAAUAACAACGAUGAUGAUGAGGAUAAUCAAAAUAAUUUUAUGACAUUGAAUCAAUCAAAUAAUCAGCAUCAAAAUCAAAAUCAAUCAUCAUCAUCGACAACAGCAGCAGCAGCAGCAAUAAUACCACAACGAACAAAUUUUAAUUUACGUGGUCAUCGUUCGGAAAUAAUAUUUGUACGUUGGAAUGAACCGUAUCAAAAAUUAGCCAGCUGUGAUCGUAAUGGUGUUAUAUUCGUAUGGAUCAAAUAUGAAGGUCGUUGGUCAAUUGAAUUGAUAAAUGAUCGCAAUACAAGGGUUACGGAUUUUGCUUGGAGUCAUGAUGGUCGUAUGGCAUUGAUUUGUUAUAUGGAUGGUUUCGUGCUGGUUGGUUCAGUAUCAGGUCAACGUUAUUGGUCAUCGAUGCUCAAUUUAAAUGGUUGUUCAAUUACAUGCGGUACAUGGACCGCUAAUAAUCAACAUGUUUUAUUCGGUACAUCGAAUGGUCAUAUAUUAGUAAUCUCUGUACAUGGUGUAUUUAUAACACAAAUAAGUGUACAAGAAGGCGUUGAAAUAGCAAGUAUGAUGUGGUCAUGUCAAAAAUUUCAAUCAUCAUCAUCAUCAUCAUCAACAACAACAACAACAAAACAAUCAAAUACAAAUGAACAAACGUCAACAACGACGACUACAUCGACAGAACAACCGCAGCAGCAGCAGCAGCAGCAAUCGAAUCAUAUGUUAGCAAUUAGUUUUGUUGAUGGUACAAUUUAUUUGAUGCAUAAUUAUGAUGAAGUUUUUCCAAUAAUAAUUGAAACAUCAUUGAUUAAUAUUAAAAUGGAAUGGUCAAUGAAUGGUGAAUUAUUGGCCAUUGGUGGACAUCGUAUAAUACGAUCAUCAUCAUCACAAUCACAAUCAUCAUCAUCAUCGUCAUCAACAUUGAAAAAUGGUUUCUAUAUGUAUCAAAAUAUAAUCAAUAUCUAUCGGUUUGAUGGAACAUUAAUCCGCCAAUGUCAAUUAGAUUUUAAUUAUCAACCAUUAUCGGCAUUAACAUGGGCCUGUAAUGAUCGUCGUUUAUUUAUUGCAUGUGGACAAUUAUUAUUUGUUGCAUGGAUUAUACAUGGGAUACCAAGUCUUUCAUUUAUUUCUGCAUUACAAGUUUAUAAUAGAAUAAAAAAUGAAAUCGAUAUAACCAGAUUACAAGUGCCAAUACCGGUCAAAUUAUUAUUAAAUGAAUUAUUUACGCCAACAGUACAUUGUUAUUUGCCGGAUUAUCACGAAAUUGGUAGAUUUGUGUUUCGUCCACCAGCAAAUAAUAUCCGUUUACAUUGUACAUUAAUGCGGCAUGAUGAAACAACAACAAUAACGAAUAAUUCUCAAAUCUAUAUAUUAUAUUUAGAAUAUUUAGGUGGCCUUGUACCAAUAUUGAAAGGAAAACGUUCAUCAAAAAUUAAACCAGAAUUCAUUAUAUUUGAUCCACAACGUAAUGUUUAUUUACCAUCCACAUCAUCCGAAUCUACAGAAUCAGCAACCAAUUUUAUAAAUGAAAAUCAAAAUAAUUUUAAUUCACAAAAAAUUUCCACCACCACCACCAGCAGCACUACAUCCGAUAUAAAUCAUGUAGUCAAUGGUAAUGGUGGUCGUAUUAAACAUUUUUUACAAAAUUCUGUUUGGACAAGUGCAAAUAAUAAUAGAAAUUUAAGUUCAGUUACUUAUCGUACAAGUUUAUUGCAUUUACAGCCAAGACAAAUGUCAUUGGUGAUCAAAGAAUUGAACGAUAAAAAUACAUUGAUCAAUGAUCAUCAAAAUUUUAGUUAUAAACAACGUAAAAAUAUUGAACAACAACAACGACAACAGCAAUCAAUUAAUGAUUAUCGGUCCGAUUAUGAAUACAAUAAUAAUAACGGUGGUGGUUAUAUAAGUAGUAGCAUGAAUCACAAAAAUUAA
Messenger RNA from Dermatophagoides farinae (American house dust mite), 2202 nucleotides. Lineage: Eukaryota; Metazoa; Arthropoda; Arachnida; Sarcoptiformes; Pyroglyphidae. The record is from RefSeq and is a predicted model, not a curated record.